CCUCCCUAGCGUGCCUGGCGCCGAGCUGAUGGGCAGGAUGCCACGCGGGAGCACCUGUUGAUGGCGCUGGCCGAUAUCGACCUCUUCAUGAUCCGGGCAUCGUACAUGGACAGGCCGGCGGAGAGCAGGCUCUCCAACAUCCACAUGGACGUGGCUGUGCCCCAUGCCACUGGCCUGGAGCGCGCGGAGGAGGUGGAGGAGUGCACCUGUCCCCCUGGCUACCGCGGCCCUUCCUGCCAGGACUGCGAUGUGGGCUAUGCUCGCACCACCAGCGGCCUCUACCUGGGUACCUGCGAGCGCUGCGACUGCAGCGGGCACUCGGGCGAGUGUGAUGCCGAGACGGGAGACUGCCAGAACUGCCAGGACAACACCGAGGGCACCAGGUGUGAACGCUGCCAGCAAGGUUACUAUGGCGACGCCCGACGAGGGACCCCAGCGGACUGCAAGCCCUGCCCAUGCCACAGGCCAUACGCAACCAGCCAGACCACGAAAACCUGCUUCUUGGACACGGACGGACAGCCCACGUGUGAUGCCUGCACCACGGGCUACAUGGGACGCCAGUGCCAGAG
Terrapene triunguis (Three-toed box turtle) is the source of this 569-nucleotide messenger RNA. Its product is annotated as basement membrane-specific heparan sulfate proteoglycan core protein-like. The record is from RefSeq and is a predicted model, not a curated record. The transcript has 5 exons. Lineage: Eukaryota; Metazoa; Chordata; Testudines; Emydidae. The annotation marks the transcript as partial. Gene Ontology annotation, cellular component: basement membrane.